Molecule: messenger RNA, 453 nt
Organism: Striga hermonthica
Lineage: Eukaryota; Viridiplantae; Streptophyta; Magnoliopsida; Lamiales; Orobanchaceae
Source: the annotation of a GenBank genome assembly
AUGGCAACUUUGGGAGCAUCAGCAGUGCAGAUGCACACGCCGCCGCAGAGGUCGCCGUGGCACUCGCCGGUUCCGUACCUGUUCGGCGGUCUGGCGGCGAUGCUCGGCCUCAUCGCCUUCGCGCUCAUGAUCCUGGCGUGCUCCUACUGGAAGCUCUCCGGCCACUUCGAGAACAGGGAAGAAGGAGGAGAAGGGGAGGGGGAUCUCGAGGCCGGGGAGAAGGCGGCGGCGCCUCCGCCGGCACCGGCGAAGAUGGAGGAGAAGUUCCUGGUAAUCAUGGCCGGGCAAGAGAAGCCGACUUACCUGGCGACGCCGAUGUCGAGCCGAGCGUCGUCGUUUGGGAGCAAAAGCAGCUGCAGCAGUGAUAAUACGACGUCGUCUGAUGGGAGUUGUGGGGAGAGUAGUGUAGAGGGUGGUGCACCUGGAACAGGACUAGCAGAUCAGAUCCAGUGA